This is a messenger RNA of Striga hermonthica, 798 nucleotides long. NCBI's taxonomy places the organism in Eukaryota, Viridiplantae, Streptophyta, Magnoliopsida, Lamiales, Orobanchaceae. The record is from the annotation of a GenBank genome assembly.
GUAAUGGGGAUGAUAAUUUCUCCUACAAGGGAGUUGGCAUCUCAGAUAUUUAAGGUGGCAGAGCCAUUUAUUUCGACAUUAUCGAAAGUGAGGCCGAUACUUUUAGUGGGAGGAGCUGAAGUGAAAGCUGGUAUGGUUAAAAUAGAAAAGGAAGGGGCGAAUUUGUUGAUAGGGACGCCUGGUAGAUUGAAUGAUAUUAUGGAGCGAUUUGAGGCACUGGAUUUCCGCAGCUUGGAGAUUUUGAUUCUAGAUGAAGCCGAUAGACUACUGGAUAUGGGAUUCCAAAAGCAGAUCAAUGCUAUCAUAUCACGCCUGCCAAAGCAAAGAAGAACAGGUCUUUUUUCAGCCACUCAAACUGAGGCAGUUGAGGAGCUAUCCAAAGCAGGAUUAAGGAAUCCAGUGAGGGUCGAAGUUCGAGCUGAAUCAAAGAGACUUAAGCAUGUAACAUCUUCAGAACUAAUUGCCCCUUCCAAAACUCCUUCACAACUUAGAAUCGAGUAUCUUGAAUGUGAAGCAGACAAGAAACCUUUACAGCUCAUUGAUCUCCUCACUAGGAACAGGGCUCAGAAAAUAAUAAUCUAUUUCAUGACUUGUGCAUGUGUUGAUUACUGGGGAGCUGUUCUUCCACUUCUACCUGCUUUGAAGGGUUUCUCUCUGAUCUCCCUUCAUGGGCAGAUGAAACAGAAAGUUAGGGAAAAGGCAUUGGCCUUAUUUACGUCUCUAUCAAGUGGCGUUCUUCUUUGCACUGAUGUGGCCGCUCGUGGGCUUGACAUUCCUGGCGUUGACUGUGUAUUACAG